ACUGAGUUACUUACUAUGACACCAUUUUAUAAUAGUCAUGAUUAUUACAAAAAAAUGCUGGAAAUGCAGGAAAAAUUACGAAAGAGCGAAGAAGAAAGGAUUAGAUUAGAAGAGAGAUUCAAAGUGCUUUUACAAGAAUCUCAUAACAGGCACAAUGAGUCUGUAAAUCGACUGCGUUUCAGGUACAUAGAAUUUUUAGAGGAACAACGUACAACACAUGAAAGGAACUACAAACUACUCGAAGCCUUAGACAAGGUAGACAAUAGUCUUGCAUUGAUCACUGCAAGAACAGAUAGACUUAAUGUUCUUCGAAAACAUUAUGAAGCUUAUCUUCGUCAAAUAUACGGAGUUCAUAGUUCUCCAGGAAAUACAGCAGAUAUUGACGACAAUUAUGUGUCGGAUCAGACCAAUAAUAGGCACUUGAGAAAAAGUGCCGACGAGCACCAAAACCAUUUACCUCCUGAAGUAAAGAAUAUGUCGCCACGACGUUUGUUUCGGCCGAAUUAUGAAACAAGUAGUCUAACUACCUUACGCAUGUCCCCGAAAUUUCCACAAAGUACUCUUCAACAAUCACCGUUACCAAAUUUGCCAUCACCAGCUUUUCAACGAGGCCAAGCAUAUUAUUAUACAGAAAUAAAUUUGCCAAGAGAAACGAACGUUGAACAUUUCGAUCAAAUAUUCCCGCAACGAAUGAACACAAUUCAAACUGCGCCGCAUCUCGUAACACCUGACUAUAGUAGCAGUAAUAUACCGCAAUCUAAAUCUCUGGAAGUAUCUCAAAAUCGAAGUGGACCAUCGAGUUCACAGUAUUAUAUCAAUCCAACGUAUACGCAAUCUUUUCAACAGCAAAGCAGCGGAAUGUCAUUAGAUACUGUACAAACGGAAAUGAAGAGUGGCAAUGAAAGAUCGUUUUGUUUUCAAGAUACACCUGCAAGUAUGGAACGUAACGUAUCCGAUAUAUCUUCAAUGAAUGUGUCUGUAAAUUUAGAUAAGAAACUUGUUCCAAAUUACAUGCAUUAUUCUUUGAAAAAUUCCAAAUAUAGUCAAGAAUCUACUGCUGAGAGUCUCCAGUCUCCAGUAACAAGAUCCCACGAUGAGCACAUAAUGAAACGACAUGUUGUUCCGAAAUAUUUGAAUGAUAUAGACGCGUGUCGAUUUUCAAAAGACACGGCGCAAAUUCAUGUAGAAGGUAUGGAGGGCAAAGUUCCGAUAGUAAUAGACGAUGAGUUUGACAGGUACAUGGAUAAGAUUCGAAAGCUUCAUCAUGACCUUGACGAGGAAAGUUCGCAGAGGAUUCGUCAGCAACAAAAUACCAACAAUGGCGACUUUAAUAAGAGGUCAUUAAACGAUGAACCAGAAAUUUUGACAGACGCUAACCGAGGAGAAUACAUUCAGCAAGAAGAUGAAAAAUUAUUGGUGCUUGGCAAAAAUCUUGUGUCCGAAACCGUAAAUGUAAAUGAUGUUGGAAAAGAUGAGGACGAUAGAAAUAGAAAUCUGGAAUUGGUUCGGACCACGCGGAACUAUGCGCCAAAUUCUGAAAGAAUUCAUGUUGAAAUUUCAGAUGCGCACGAAGGACAUGUAGCAUCAAUGGCGUAUGCAAAAGACAGAAUUAGCAACGAUAUUACGUCACGUAAGCCAGACUUAGAUUCACAUCAAAAUAUUGGAAAGCCUAAAAACCAGAAUUCUGAUAAUCUAGGAGAUGUUCUUAUUUUGGAUCAAGUCGACGAAUCUCUAUCUGAAACGCAACGGGAUAAGUUUGUUCAUUCUGUCGAAGAUAAUGAUUUUUGUACCGCAGAGGAAUCACAAUUGGAGCAGUAUUUAUUUAACGCUGUUGAAGAAUUGGAACCAUGGAGUUUGAAUCAUGUUGAAAAGCAAAUAAAAGAAAUAGAUUUACUUGAUGAGAUUGAAAACCAUACCGGGAACAAAGAUUCAGUGGGUAACAAGCCUACAUUAGACGAAAAUGAUACAAAGAAUAUAGAAUCAGAUGACAUGGAGGAAAAUAUAACAGAUAAAGGAGACGUCAUAAAUAGUACGGACGUUGAAGAAGUGAUUUUAAAUGAUAUAAAUGACAGAUUAGAGCUGCGAAACAGUGAAGGCUUAGUGGACAAGAAUGAAAUUGAAACGAGCCAGAUUUCCACUUCGCAAUUUCAAGAAUCGCAGCAGGAAGAUGAAGAUGCUGAAGGAAGUUUGAACUACAAGAACAUGGUUCAAAAUGUAGUGUUAUCAAACAAAGAAUUGGAUGAGCAGAAUGACCACGAUGAUAAGCGCACAGAAGAAUACAGUGAAAAUAAUCAUAUGUCCGGUGUAAUAAAUGAAAGUAAUAUAAAUGAAAAUAAUGAACAAGAAAUUAUAUUGGGUGAAGAGUAUAAUAAUAAAAAUUAUGAAGAAUCUGAUCAAGCACAAAGUUAUGCGCAUAAUACCGAAAUACAGUAUUCUGAUUCAAGAGAGGGAUAUAAUUAUAAUCAGAAGGAGUCAUAUGGAAAUAACGAAAAUUAUAAAUAUCAAGGGUAUACUAAUCAAAUAUACGAACAAGGAUCGAAUGAACAUUACGGAGGACAUACAAGUGAACAAUACGGUGACGAUAUCAAUGAUCCUGAAAAUCUGCAUCAACACGAUUCUAAUGCGCAAUACCAAGAAGAUUCAGAAGAACAGUACAACCCUAGCCAAGAACAUGUAACAACAGAUACGAAUCAACAUUAUGAGUUUAACGAAGCCGAGGUUUCACAGGAACAAGAAUACAAGGUGGAACAGGAAGAAAAUGAAAAAUACAAAGAGCUACAGGAAGAAUCUAAAAGUGAAGAGGUAAAAGACGAUUUGGAAAAGGUUAAUGAAGGACAAAGUGGAACCGUAUCUUCUGAAAAUGCGCGAAAGGAAAAGAAAGAUGUAAUAAAAUCUUUAUUAGAUUCUGAUUCAGAGAGCACAAUCGAACGGAAUAUUUCAAAUACGGAAAGUGAUUUUGAUUUCAAUUGAAACGUGAAAGUCAUAGGUACCUUGGAGCGGAAUCUUUAAAAAGAUUAUUAAUUUCUUAUUAUCGUUUAAAGAUAGCUUGUUAAUUCUUAAAU
Molecule: messenger RNA, 3062 nt
Organism: Dufourea novaeangliae
Lineage: Eukaryota; Metazoa; Arthropoda; Insecta; Hymenoptera; Halictidae
Product: protein kinase 4-like
Exons: 4
Coding region: 16-2970 (984 amino acids)
Source: RefSeq, a predicted model, not a curated record